Messenger RNA from Coffea eugenioides, 1602 nucleotides. RefSeq names its product cyclin-D4-1-like. The record is from RefSeq and is a predicted model, not a curated record. Gene Ontology annotation, biological process: regulation of cyclin-dependent protein serine/threonine kinase activity; mitotic cell cycle phase transition. The coding region runs from base 260 to 1318 and encodes 352 amino acids. Gene Ontology annotation, cellular component: cytoplasm; nucleus; cyclin-dependent protein kinase holoenzyme complex. The transcript is spliced from 5 exons. Lineage: Eukaryota; Viridiplantae; Streptophyta; Magnoliopsida; Gentianales; Rubiaceae. Gene Ontology annotation, molecular function: cyclin-dependent protein serine/threonine kinase regulator activity.
CGCACCCUCUUCACUUCACUUCUCUUCUCUUCUCCCUAAACAAUUAAAAACACACCUUGUAAAAAACAUGUCCUCACUUGUCAAACCGUAAUCUGCCAUGUGUCUCUCGAAUGCUUCACAAACCACCUUAAUCCUCCGCCUAGUAGUAGUGCCCCUUCCAGCUCCUCCGACCUUAGCUGCUUUGGCCACCCCCCAAAUAUGCCAUCACGCGCCGCCAUCUAUAACUUGCCUCGCUGUCUGACCACUGCCCUCCAUCACCAUGUCUGAGCAUUCAGCUGCCGGAAGUGCUCCCCUCUACUGCCCCGAGGACACCGAUGAAGUGGUCCAAUCCCACCCCGACGCUGCGAUCCCCUACAAUCAGGAGCCCGAUGAUGAGUCCACCAUCAACCAUCUCUUCGACUCCGAGAGCCACCAUAUGCCCUCCCCUGACUACCUCCUCCGCCGCCUCUGCCUCCACCACCUCACCUCCCGCCAAGACUCCAUCAACUGGAUUCUCAAGGUCCAUGCACGCUACGAUUUCAAGCCCGCAACGGCUCUCCUCGCCGUCAAUUACUUUGACCGGUUCCUCUCCUCUUACCAUCUCCCGGGAAAUGGGUGGCAAUAUCAGCUGUUAUCGGUGGCCUGCCUUUCCCUGGCUGCUAAGAUGGAGGAACCACGCGUCCCCCUUCUCAUUGACCUCCAGAUUAUGGAUCCCACCUACGUAUUCGAUCCCAAGACUGUUCAAAGGAUGGAGCUUUUGGUGAUGGCCAAUCUGGAUUGGAGACUCUCCUCCGUUACUCCGUUCGACUUCCUCCACUACUUCAUCUCCAAACUUUCUCCACUCUCUGCUCAUCAUCAUGCCUCUCCACAGCCCCCACACCCUACUCCUACUGCUAUUCACAUUUUAUCCACGUCUUCUGAUCUUGUUCUAAACACCAUCCGGGUGAUAGACUUCGUGAGAAUCUCGCCGUCGGUUAUUGCAGCGGCUGCCGUGGUAUCAGCCGCCGGGAAGGAAUUGGAGUCAUUACCCCUCACAUUUUACGAGAGGGUGGAAAAAGAAAUGGUGAGAAGCUGUCACCAACUAAUGGAAGAGUAUUUGGUGGACACCUGUCCGAGAUCUGACCGUAAAGUCAGGUCAAGGAUGCAGAUUCUAGCUGCUGCGCCGCCGAGCCCAGUCGGCGUCCUCGAGUCUGCGGCUUGUGUUAGCUGCGACACGCGUUCCGAGAAUCCUUGUUCGGCGGCUGGGAGCGGGACUAUUGGCGCCGCUCAGGAGCAUGAGCCGCCGCAACCCAAGCGGCUGCGAUCUUCUGUUGGGGAUAUACAGGAAUUGCAACGCUAGACCAGCCGUAUUCAUAUGCUGCCCUCCCCUUCCUUUUCAUGUUUGCAAUCUACAGUUAAUAAUUUUAUUUAUUUUUUAUUAAUAUUUUUUCGCUCGUAGAUCUCUUUGCCGUUGGAUUAUGACACCUUGGACGGCUUGGAUUGAAGGAGAGUAGAGGAAAUAUGUAUAUUUUAUCUUCAGUAAUUUCUUAAAAACUGUAUGAAUUUUGUAGUCUUAUGGCGGCCAUAUUUGGCCAGGCUGAGUCAGUGGAUUAGCCUAUAUAAAAGGACCCAUUUUGUGAAUUA